This is a messenger RNA of Clupea harengus (Atlantic herring), 2610 nucleotides long. It is a transcript of the gene lpcat4, whose product is annotated as lysophosphatidylcholine acyltransferase 4. Lineage: Eukaryota; Metazoa; Chordata; Actinopteri; Clupeiformes; Clupeidae. Gene Ontology annotation, molecular function: lysophosphatidic acid acyltransferase activity; 1-acylglycerophosphocholine O-acyltransferase activity; calcium ion binding. Gene Ontology annotation, cellular component: endoplasmic reticulum. Gene Ontology annotation, biological process: phosphatidylcholine acyl-chain remodeling. The record is from RefSeq and is a predicted model, not a curated record.
UUUCGACCCCAGCUGUAACUGGCGUCUAUGCAACAAUCGAAUUUAUAGAACAGGGAAACUGGCGUCUACGCAACAUUCGAAAAGAUAUCUGCGAACAGACCUAUUAUGCAAUUUCCUUGUGAAUCGUGAUGAAAAAAACUUGCAGUGACUCAGAAACGAAUGCAAGAGGCGAAUGGGUUUCAAUCGCUCCAUAUUACAACCAGUUGAACUUGUAUGUUGACUGACUAAGUUUGGAGGGGGCGGGUCAGGUAUGUUGAAAAUGACGAGAACUUGGACACUCCUGAAGUCAGUGUAUUGUUUUCCAGACCAUGUGGAAGGAAGGACUGUUGCUGCGACCGUGUAUUAGCCUUCAUAUCUGGAACUCCGGACAACAAGCCUCUAGAUAAUUCAUUAAUGAAAGUAUUUUAAAAGAUUUUAAUAUAUGUUUUUUACGCUUGAAACACAGUUCUUUUUUAAAUCUGGGCCUGGAAACAUCCGACGGCUACAAGGAACACGUCACGCAAUCCUGUCUCGGCGUUACUAAUAUAGCCCAUCUUACUUUGAGAACAGGAAUAUAAAUCACUUCAGUUUUUAUUCCACUUUCUGAUCGUUUGUUUGUAUUGUGAGCGAACUAACCGUGCUGUCGCUAUGGAGAGGCGUAAUACGACGCAGGAGUAUCCCCACCCGUUUGUCUAUGAGCUUAAACUCACCACCGCACAGAGGAUCCGGGGGGUUGUGUUGGGCAUCGUGCUGUUCCCCAUCCGUGUGACUCUGGCCGCCCUCUUGUUCUUUAUCAUGGGGCUCAUCGCCAGGCUGCGUCUGGCCGGCCUGUCCAGCGAGGAGCGCCUGAAGCCAGCGCGAGGCUGGCGUCGCUGGUUCCCCCAACACGCUGUCCGGUUGCUGAGCCGCGGCGUCUUCUUAGCCCUGGGCUUCCUGCGGGUGAAAAUCAAAGGACGGCAGGCGGGAGUUGCCGAGGCGCCUGUGCUGGCCGUUGCACCGCACAGCGGCUUCUUGGACAUGCUGGUGCUGCCUUGCACCAACCUGGCCACCGUGGUGUCCCGCUCGGAGAACACCAGCCUGCCCGUGAUUGGAGCUCUGCUGGAGUUUAACCAAGCUGUGCUGGUGAGCCGGAAGGACCCGGAGUCAAGGAAGAAGUGUGUCAGUCAAAUAACAGAGAGGCUGACAUCCAAUGGCUACUGGCCUCAGAUGCUCAUGUUCCCAGAGGGAACCACCACAAAUGGCAGAGCGCUCAUCAAGUUCAAGCCUGGAGCGUUCUUAGCUGGAGUGCCUGUCCAGCCAGUGCUGCUGCAUUACCCAAAUAAGCUGGACACGGUGCGUUGGACAUGGAAGGGAACCUCAUGGCUUCAGUGUUUGUGGCACACCACCUCUCAGUUCUACAUCAAUACGACCAUUGAGUUCCUGCCCGUCUACACCCCUUCGCUGGAAGAGAAGGAGAAUCCCAACCUGUAUGCUGACAAUGUUCAAAAACUCAUGGCCAAGGCUCUGGGGAUUCCUUCCACUAAUUAUGUGAUGGAGGGGCGUUUCCCAGUGAAGCAUGUGGGCGGCCUCUCACUCCCUCUGGAGUCGCCCGCCAAGGAGACCCUUAAACUGCUACACCAUGCCAGCCUGAGCACAUCUGAAGUGCACACUGUGUUGAGCAGAAUGAUUGACAGCUGUCAGACAGAUCAGGAGAAAAUUAUCUCUGUAAACCAGCUGCAGCAGUGGCUGGAACUCUCCGAUAAAGAGACAGCUGCAAAAAUCUGCUCUCUUUUCUCCAAGGAUGACACCGUGGACCUCAGGCUGAUCUGUUUGAGUGUGUCUGCCGUCUCGGGGCUCUGCAGUGUAGAGGAGCUCCUGGCCACUGCCUUCAGGCUGUAUGACAGUGAUGGUGACGGUAUCCUGACUGCAGUGGAGCUGGCAGGCCUGAUGGGGGCACUGGUGGGCAGGCCUCAGUUCAACACCUCGCAGAUCUACUCUGAGCUGACCAGCAGGGGGCAGGCUAACAAAGAAAUGCUCCUGAGCCUACUGACAGAAGAGCCAACCUAUCAGGAGCUGGUUACUGAGUAUCUACAACCAGAGGGGGCGGGACAUGAAGCAUCAUCACACCCCACGGCUGAUGGGAAGGACGGCAACCACAAUGGGACCAUGCAGAACGGCAACAUGGUGGCCAAUAAGAAGGAAGACUGAGAAUUCUACCCGUUAUUUUCCACAGCUUUCGCAAGUGGAGUUGAAAGAUAAAGUGUUUUUGAAUUGUGAAAUGUCUGCUAUAAGCAGUCUUUAUAAGAAUGGAUAGGCGUGUGUGUGUGUGUGUGAGAGAGAGUGUAAGUGUGGGUGCGGGUAGGGGAAGGGAAUGUCUGUCUUAGUAGUAAUUUGCAGUGACAAAAAGUUUACAUGUCGCAUCAUACAGUACUGUGGUUUCCAGUCUAAUUUAUGGAGAACUUUACCUCUGUGGCAUUGAAUGUAAGAUGGCCAUGUGUUAUCGAUUUGAUCGAAGCGAAUGAAGUGCACUGUCUUUAAAAAAAAAAAAAAAAAAAAAAAACUUUUAUGGGAAAGAGAAUGUACAAUCAACACAGGAUUUUGUUUUUACAUUUUAAUAUAUUAAACUUUGUAAAUAAAAUAUUCAUUUGUACA